UAAAUUAUAUUAUUUUUUAGUUCACAGGCUAUGUUCGCCUGAAAUGGCAAAAACGCAUUGAACGGAACUUAGUAUAUACUAUACCACAGUAACAGGAUACCAAGCCCAUAAUGUUACGACUGAAACAACUUGGGCAUAUCGGACGCUUACAACUUAAAACAUUGCCGUUUACAAUUUACGUGAUCUGCUGCAUUUUCAUGGGGACGACCGAACCUUCGUUGUCAGGCUCAAGUAAUCACGGCGGCAACUUCGUAGCUGUGGUGUCCACCAUGUAUGACAACGUUGAUUACGUCGAUCUAAUGAAGAAACAAAACCAAAUCGAUGAAAGCAUCUUCGAUAGCGACCACACCCAUAAACUGAACCACACAAGCGCCGGAUUCAAUCUGCUUUGGAUCAUUUCGUCUCGGAUGAAAAUGGGAAGAAAUCCGAAAAAAUCCGAAGUUUUACGAAGAAGCAACGCAACGGAAGGCGAAGUGAGCCUUCAUUCAAACCUCCCGCGGAAAAGUCUCCAGUAUCAUCGGAUCUUAUUCAGUCGCCCAACACCCAGUACACCACCAGCACCAGACACACGUAACGCUACUGUGAGGGUCAACAAAGUGAUCACUGGCAGCCACAUUGGAUUUGAACUUGAAUUUAAAGUCGAUGAACACUCCGGGAGUGGGUAUUUAAUUACCGGGCGAUCUCUUGACAAUGUCCGGAAAAAGGAAGACCCUUUGCCCCGGGAAGACGAGAUCAAUUCUACAUCUGAUUGGAGAUCGAAUUCAACAUCCAACUCGAGAGGAGUUUCGUCUUCUUGGUUUGGUUUGUUCUCCGAGGUCAACGGGACCAACAUGACACUUAAGUUGGAAUACAGAAACGUUGAAUGGCGAGGACGAAGAAAGUUUGUGGUUCCGAUCGAAGGAGCAGAGUUUAAGAUCGGCGACUGGCACAGAUUGGCAGUGCACAUCGGGUUCGACAACAACGUUAUAGAAUACUGGGCAAACUGUAGUCACGUGACGGUCGUUCCGGUUCGUCGCAACCGUACGUCAUCUGGUAUCCAGUUCAAACGUUUUCGGCUUUUAGACCACGGGGAUAUCGUGAAAGUGCCGGUUAAAGUGGCCUUUCGAACCGUUGUGGUAACUGACGGCCAGAAAGAAUCUCUCCCGAAACAAUGUCUUUCUCAUUCACCUUCCACAGCUGCAGGAGCUUGUCCUGGAGGCCGAGUGUUUAUGAGCUGUGGACCAAGUUGCGAACAGACUUGUGAGAAUCGUUUCAGUCCUUACCAUGCAUGUGUGAAGUCCUGUGUUAGCGGAUGUCAUUGCUCAGUAGGCAAAGUAUUAAAUGAUGAUCAGUGCGUGCCCAUUGAAGAAUGCCCGUGCUCAAUUGGAUCGGUAUUUUACAGAGCGGGAGCAAAAAUGACGAUAAACAAUCAACUGUGCACAUGCGUGUCGGGGAAAUGGGAUUGCUUCGCCCUGGCCAGCCUUAACCGCUUACCAGAGGACAGGGAAGUGAGACUUGGUCAUAGCACGAACCUCACAUGUUCGGUAUCUGGUAAUCCAUUGCCUAAGAUAUUGUGGGUAGCACCGGUGGGGGCUCGCUACAGAGUAGUUAACCGAAACGGAAACCGAGUUUCGAGAAUUUUCCUUGAUAACGUGACGGCUCACGAAGCUGGAACUUACACGUGCCAAGCCUCGCGUUCUGAUUGGUCGGCCAACGUCUCAGCGGUCGUCGAAGUGACGUCACGGCCUGUGAUUACGUCAUUGCCCAGCACUGUGAAAGUCAUGCUUGGGAGCCCAAUAGCAUCAGUAGAUUGCGUCAUAUCCGCUAUGCCACCAGCCAAAGCAGCUUGGAUGAAGGGAACCGGGAAUCCUUCAAACUCAAGAUUCGACACAGUGGCACCUGGUGUAUUUCGCCUUACACUUGUUAAUGUAAAACGUAGUGAUGCCGGCAAGUACAGAUGUCUUGGGCUUAACAAAGUUGGUUACACCUCUAAGACAGUGAUAAUACUUGUUACAUUGCCUGAACCAAACAGAAUGGCUUUUCUUAAACCACCUCGGGAUAAAUACGUCAAAGCUGGGCAAACCGCAGUGUUUCCGUGCAAGGCUAUUAACCAUUCAAGUGUGACGAACAUCACGUGGUUAAAAGAUGGAAAACCUCUUCGUCUUGAAAGGAAUCGUAUCAUACAACGUAGGCAGAGGUUGGUUGUAAGAAGAUCGUCCAAGUCAGACACCGGGGUAUACACUUGUAGAAUUACGGUAGAGGAUGAGACAAUCCAAGCAAAAGCGAGGCUUAUGCUCAAAGGUCGAAUGCUCCCCUGGUCUACAUGGUCAUCCUGCAGCGCAUCAUGUGGCAGCGGACGUAUGACGAAAAGUAGAACCUGUACGGGUGUUCCCCCAAACCGAAAAACCUGUCACGGAAAGUUCGUGAUUUCGAAACGAUGCAACACGAAGGUUUGUCCAGGAAUAUGCUCCAGUUAUGGAGAUCCACAUUACACAACAUUUGAUGGGAGAUCAUUCAACUUUCAAGGCGACUGUGGAUACAUACUUGCACAAGACAUCGGAGGAAACGAUUUUAAGAUCGUCCAAUAUAACGUUGGGUGUGGUUCGAGACUCAGUUGCGUCAGGAAGAUCACUGCAGUUCUUGCUUUCCCUCGGCUAUCUGCUGUAGUAGACCUUGGUAGAGACAACGAGGUGGUCACAGUUAAUGGGGUGCAAGUUCGUUUGCCAUAUUAUUCCACGAACGGAAUGUUAUCCGUGGAUAAUGUCGGCUUAUACUUGGCAUUGAGGGUCGGCAACUUCAUUGAGGUUCGUUGGGCGAUUCCUCACCGUUUGUACGUCAUGGUGUCCGGCAAGUACGCGGGUCGAACCAAAGGACUUUGUGGUAACUUCAACGGGGACCCACAUGAUGAUAGGAUGACACCUGGCGGAAGAAUAUUGAUGUCGGAUCUGGAGUUUGGACAAAGUUGGGACGUUUUAGCCGGAAGCGCAAACUUUAGUUGCUCGGCCAUCAGCACACUUGUGAACCCAUGCUCCCAUAAUCCUUCCUUGGCGCGGAGGGCGAGAGAAAUUUGUUCUUUUCUUCUAAACCGAAGAAGAUUCGGUGAUUGCCACAACAUUGUCUCACCCAGUAGUUUCAUCAACUCGUGUAUAAUCGACAUAUGCAGCACUUCUAUUGAACAAACCAACAUGUACUUCUGCAUUGCUCUCUCGGCCUACUCAGAAGAGUGCCUACGUCACGGAAUUAUAUUAAAUUGGAGAACGCCUGAAAUUUGCCCAAUCACUUGCAUGAGCGGCAAAGUUUAUACUGAAUGUGGAAGCUCGUGUGUUCGUUAUUGCCCCAGUGAAGUUACUGGUGGUUCCGUUUGUCCUACAAGUCAGAAGUGUGUUCCGGGUUGCUACUGCCCAAACGGGACAGUUUUGUAUCAAAACAGAUGCAUUGAAGUUUCCCAAUGCCCUUGUUUCUUACAAGGCGGACGUUUUGGUAACGGCUCUCGUCACAACAGGAACUGCCAGAGUUGUGUAUGUUGGAACGGGGAUUGGAGUUGUACUUUUAACAGCAUGUUGUGUGAUUACCCAGCUUCUGUAGUGAGAGGGCCUACUUCACAGAUUGUCCCGUAUGGAUAUUCCGUUACUUUUUGCUGUGAGGUCGUUGGGAUACCGAUUCCUGUGGUCACAUGGUAUAGGAACGGGAUCGAGGUUACUGUAGGUAAAGAAAGAGGGAGCGGAGACAUCGAUGAUCUGAACUCAACACUUUUCCUCAGCAAUGUAUCAGUGGCUGACGGAGGACCUUACACAUGCAAAGCUACAAACAGACUUGGAUCUCACAAAUCAAACCCAGCGUUGUUGUCCAUAAUAGAUUUAACAAUGUCAUCCUGCAACCCCCGCCCCGCUUCUAACUUUGUUCAUCUUCCUGAUGGUUGUUCAGUGGAUGGCCAAGAUGGCGGCACACGACCACAUGGUAUAGGAGUUAACGUCCUUGAUUUGGGUCGGUGCAUCGGAGAGCCGUGUUACAUGCCGGUAGCUGGCGCUAAAGAAUCCACAACUUGCACCGAGACACGUCACUGUUGUCAGCCAUCCGAGACGGCCCCGAUUCAAGUCCGAUGUCGUCACGAACGUUAUGCCACGUCAUUCCUUAUCACAGUGGUUCGACGUUGCGCAUGCGCAGUAUGCGUGAAUGGAAUGACGGUGGUGGAAGGCGUGGUCAAGUCAAAAUCAACAGGCCGUCCAGUCAAGCACGUGAAACUUUCCCAUCAAGGCCGUACAGUUGGUUAUACAUCCAGUACCGGUUCAUUCCGGCUUCGGUUUCCGAAUCUCCCAAUAGAAACCCGCCACGUCACCAUUACUAUCUCUGACGUCAUGUUCAAGAGAUUCACGACAACGGUGAAGAACCUGCUGGUGCUUCCCGGGCAAUCUACCUUACAUAGUAUAGUCAUCCGACCGUGUCGUGUACGACUUCGCUUCAAUGCAUCUCUUGGUUUACAGUAUGUAUUCAGACCAACCGCCGGCUACACGAACCGCAUGCGGCUGCACAUUCCUCCCAACUCUCUGAUAUUUGACAGUCAAACCAACCCAUACAAAGGUAUGGUGAUCGCUGGCAUCACUUUAUUGGACAAACCGAACACGGCUGGUCAUAACAGAAACGAGGAUCCUUCGAUGCCUGGUAGCUCAAUCGCCAUCAGUGUAGAAGGGGAGGAACAACUUUUAGAACCAACGGUGAUACUGUGCGUGUCGUUAUACAACCGAUCCGGUCACCCCCUUGAUUUAUUACCUGGUCGUACAGCAAGUCUAAGUCUCACAUCACACGGUAUCAGAGUGAAGCAAUUACCUUGGGGUUUGGACGACUUGACAGGAUACUGGAGAGAACACAGCGACAGAAUUGAAGUUGUUCCGAAAUACACGAAACGAUCGAGAAAGGUAUUUGUUGUCACUGCAAAAAUCCAUCGGUUCAAAACUGCCUGGUCGUUGGGAUUUGGUCGCAACCCUUGUUACAUCCGAGCCCGAGUACUCGACUCUCAAAAUGAAAGUGUUCCUGCCGUCCGAAUCGCGUUUAGGUCGAGUAAUGAAGAUGGUAAAGCUGCCAUGAUGAUGACGCAUAAACGAGAUUCCGGCAGAGGGCGCACGAGAUUUCCCUGGUACGUAGAAGAUAUGACAAGCUCAAGAGAUUAUCCCAACGGUGUCUGCUUGCCAGUUGGUUGUACAAACACUGGUGUCUUGUUUGCAUCAAGACUCGGAAACGAUCUCGUGUUAUUGGAACCCGAAGUGCCGCCUAUGGAGAUGGGCCAAGUAAAACAAGUACACAGGCAUAAUGGACGCACUCGUUCAUCGAGUAGACGACUUUCUAAAGUGUUAAAAACAGCCACGCCAACUCGUAACUCAAGCGGCGUCAUCCACACUGCGUAUUUUCGACGAAAAGAAGAAUGUAGGGAAACAAGGCCAGAGUUACAAACGUAUGUUUUCAGAGACAGAUCUGAGCCGCGGGACGGUAGUGUAUUAUCACGGUCUCGCUUCAACUACAGGAACAAAGUUAUUCAAACGUUUGUAGUUUCCAGCGAGCGAGACGGUGUAAGGGGGAGCCGGAGCUCGACUCCUAUGAAAAGGUUCUGCCAUAUUAAAGUAAAUGUGACAAGCAGACCAAAUAUUGGGAGACGAAUAUCAGCACCAAGCAGUCAAAGUGUUAUUGAGGCUGUUACGUUGAGGAAUCGAACCAACGUAGCUCAUAACCAAACCACAAUACUGGGGUGGCGUCACGCUAUGCUGCGACCGUUUAACCCCCACCGUACAGAAGAACAGAGUGUUUGUGUCGAAUAUUUAUGUGACAACGGACGAGUGUCACCCUCUGAUGUCACUGUUGUGCAUUUAACCAUACGUCACGCACUGAACAAUGACGUGGGAAAUGACGUGUUGAGUUUGAUGACGCAACCAAGAUGCAACUUCUCGCCGCGCGGCUCGACGGUGCGUGGAAGUUUUAGAACUCAAAGCCCUCCCAACGCGGGAGGUUACGUUAACGUAAGAACCCGCGCUAGUUCGCGAUCGCGAGUUGCGUCAUUCCGGCGUCAUAGACGCGAGUUCGGUAUCGAAUUCGAAGGUCGAACGAUCGCGGAAUCGCAUCGAAAGUGCAUGAGUUCGAAAAAAUAUGUUGCCGCCUUUUUCGACUGCCGGUAGUGCUGCCAGCUAACAGUGUUGCAAGAUAUAUUUAAAGUUCAACGUUACCUAUAGUUUAUUUCUUAUUUAUAUACCGGGCUGGUCCUGGUUGUGCAUAUACUUUACGCUUUAAGAGCUUUGUGAAUAUAACCCCUUGCCGAA
This is a messenger RNA of Ciona intestinalis (vase tunicate), 6281 nucleotides long. The record is from RefSeq and is a predicted model, not a curated record. NCBI's taxonomy places the organism in Eukaryota, Metazoa, Chordata, Ascidiacea, Phlebobranchia, Cionidae.